Messenger RNA from Salvia miltiorrhiza (redroot sage), 980 nucleotides. RefSeq lists its product as uncharacterized. NCBI's taxonomy places the organism in Eukaryota, Viridiplantae, Streptophyta, Magnoliopsida, Lamiales, Lamiaceae. The coding region runs from base 491 to 835 and encodes 114 amino acids. The transcript is spliced from 2 exons. The record is from RefSeq and is a predicted model, not a curated record.
GGAACCCACAGAGUAUGUGCAUGAAUGCUACUCUGUGGAGAAAUACUUGAAGGCUUAUGCAUAUGGCUUAGAGCCUAUCAAUGGGGAAAAAAUGUGGCCAAAGGGUGUUGGUUAUCCAGUGCAACCUCCAUUGAUUAGGGCUAUGCCAGGAAGACCAAAAAAGAAGAGGAGAAGAGAUGUAGAUGAGAGGGAUCCAAACAACAACACAAGGCUGAAAAGAAUUGGGAUUAGGAUGACAUGUCAAAACUGCCUUCAAGUUGGUCACAAUGCAAGGUCUUGCAAAAACGAAAAAGUGGUCAGAGAAGAAGGAAAUCAGGUUGGAUUAUUAACUUAAAUUUGUAAUCUGCCAUUGUCUUAAUUUUCUUACAUGAUAAAUGAUUGAAUUUUACAGAAGCCAAGAGGUAGGCCAAGGAAGCAUCCUCUCACAUGCAGUGAGAGACCUACAAAGGAGAGGAAGCAGCGCAUCACAAAGAAAAAUGCUACAUCAGCCAUGAAUGAAGACACUGCUCCAACUCCUACCUCAACUGAUCCUGCUUCUACUGGUCCAGCCCCCACCUUACAUUCAACAACACAUGCAAAUGCUUCCACAAGCACAAUCAUGAAAGAAAGAAACACGGCCUUAAAAGGACUUGGGGUAUAUGUUGCUCAAGGGACAGGGAACAUAUAUGUCAAUAUGUCUUCAAGGAGUGCCCGAGGAACUUUCGUGCCACCCCGUCCCAACACAAGGUCUACAACCAGUGGAAGCCAAGCAUCUGGAGUAGGAUCCUCCAACACACAAUCUGCUCCAACUGCCCCAACAGGGUCCGCUCCAACACAAGAAUCACAAGGAACCUAAGCACUAGAUCAGUCCAUUUUGUGUUUGUAAAAUGUUGAUGAAACAAAUUCAGUGACUGUUUGCAAAUGUUAUGUACUAUUAACUUAUGAAUACUGUUGUGUUUUUUGGUUGGCAGAUCAUCUUCUAUCAAUGAAUCCUUAUUUCA